Molecule: messenger RNA, 10768 nt
Organism: Scatophagus argus
Lineage: Eukaryota; Metazoa; Chordata; Actinopteri; Scatophagidae
Gene: apc2
Product: APC regulator of WNT signaling pathway 2
Exons: 15
Coding region: 201-7817 (2538 amino acids)
Biological process (GO): nervous system development; pattern specification process; negative regulation of canonical Wnt signaling pathway
Cellular component (GO): cytoplasmic microtubule; beta-catenin destruction complex; catenin complex
Molecular function (GO): gamma-catenin binding; microtubule binding; beta-catenin binding
Source: RefSeq, a predicted model, not a curated record
CACAGAGGAAGUUCAGAGAGGCUGUGCAGAAUGCAGCUCGUGUUACAGUCGCCGCCCUGUGGCGAGGAUGAGGUACUGCAGGACGACGCUCUACGUUCUCAUGUGAUUUAUUUCUUAUGUUGAUCAGCCUGCAGCCAGAACAUUAAAUUGUGAUCUUCAGCUCUGCUCGGAGUCAUGAGGGGGCGCUGCAGAGUGUGAGCAUGGCCAACACCGUGGCUUCCUACGACCAGCUGGCCCACCAGGUGGAGGUGCUCCGUAAGGAGAACUCCCACCUGAGGAGGGAGCUGGAGGACAACUCCAACCACCUGUCCAAACUGGAGACUGAGACCUUCGGCAUGAAGGAGGUGCUGAAGCAGCUGCAGAGUAAGCUGGAGCAGGAGGCGGGAACGCUGGCCUCGUCCGGGAGGAGCGACGUGCUGCACCAGCUCAAAGAGCUCCACAUGGACCUCACCAACUACUACGAACUCAAACACCAGCCUCAUAACCUGAGGCUGCUGACUGACAGUGUGGGAGGGGCGGGGCCAACAGGUGUCAGGGGGGCGGGGCCCAUCGUUGUCGGAGGGGCCAGUCUGGAUGAUCAUCUGGCUCUGCCUCCUUCCUCCUGCUCCUCCUCCUCGGCAGUGGCGAGCAGAGCCAGGAGUCCUCUCAGAGCUUCAUCUCGUCUGAGUGCGGCGUCCGGAGGAGAAGCCGCUGCCGUCAUGCUGCCGCAUCACUUCCUGGACGGAGCCCCACCCAAAACAGCUGUGAUUAGCGGGGCGGAUGGACGAAUGAGCGAUCACCACGUGGAGGAGCUGUACAAAGAGAGGAACCUCCUGCUGGGUGAGAUCGACCGGGAGGAGAGGGAGCGCUGCUGGUACUUCAGCCAGCUGGAGGCGCUGUCACAGAGACUGGCUCAGCUGCCUCGCAUCGAAAUGUUCUCUCUGCAGAUGGAUUUGAUCCGACAGCAGCUGGAGUUUGAAGCUCAGCAGGUUCAGUCGGUGAUGGAGCAGCGCUUCGGCACCAGCGACGAGAUGGUUCAGAGAACACAGAUGCGUGUUGCUCGUCUGGAGCAGCUGGAGAAGGAGCUGCAGGAGGCCCGAGGGAGUCAGGAGAACCAGCUACAGCUGUCCGGAGCAGAGAAGCCCCCUGCUGGAGAACCAGAGAACAACGCCUCAUCAUCAUCCGCAGCGGCAGCAGCAGGAACAGAAGCUGCUGCAGAUGGAGGCAGCAAGGUGGAGAUAUUCUGGCUGCUCUCCAUGCUCGCUAACAGGGAUAAGGAGGAGAUGUCCCGGACUCUGCUGGCUCUGUCCAGUUCUCAGGACAGUUGCAUCGCUAUGAGGAAGUCCGGCUGCGUCCCUCUGCUGGUCCAAAUCCUGCAUGAACCUCCGGGUGGCAGCGGUGGCCCCGGGGAGACCGGAGCAGGCGGCACGACGACAGGCUGCAGCCGAGAGGCCAAAUCCAGAGCCAGCGCUGCCCUCCACAACAUCAUCUACUCCCAGCCAGACGAGGGCCAGGCCCGCCGCGAGAUGAGGGUGCUGCACAUGCUGGAGCAGAUCCGGACUUACUGUGACAGCGGCUGGGACUGGAUAGAGAGCCAUGCAGGGACACCUUCACCCGGGGGAACCAAAACCACUGACAUCCCUGAACCUGUGGACCCUCAGAUCUGUCAGGCCACGUGUGCCAUCAUGAAACUCUCCUUUGAAGAGGAGUACAGGCGCGCCAUGAAUGAGUUAGGUGGUCUGCAGGUAGUGGCCGAUCUAAUCCACCUGGACCAGGACAUGUACGGUAUGCAGAACGACCCCAUCAACAUGGCUCUGCGCCGCUACGCAGGGAUGGCAGUGACUAACCUCACCUUCGGAGACGUCGUCAACAAGGCCACCCUGUGCUCAAAGAAGAACUGCCUUCAGGCUCUGGUGGCCCAGCUGGCCUCAGACAGCGAGGAGCUUCAUCAGGUGGUCUCCAGCAUCCUGAGGAACCUGUCCUGGAGGGCCGACAUCAACAGCAAGAGAGUCCUCAGAGACAUUGGCUGUGUCUCUGCACUGAUGACCUGCGCCCUGCAAGCCACAAAGGAGUCAACCUUGAAGAGUCUCCUGAGCGCACUGUGGAAUCUGUCGGCUCACAGCAUUGAUAACAAAGUGGCCAUCUGUUCGGUGGACGGAGCUCUGGGCUUCCUGGUCAGCACGCUGACGUACCGCUGUCAGACCAACUCGCUCGCCAUCAUCGAGAGCGGCGGAGGGAUCCUUAGAAACGUGUCCAGUCUGGUUGCCACACGAGAAGACUACAGGCAAAUCCUGAGGGACCACAACUGCCUCCAAACUCUGCUGCAGCACCUGCGCUCCCACAGCUUGACCAUCGUGAGCAAUGCCUGUGGGACUCUCUGGAACCUUUCUGCCCGAAGUCCAAAAGACCAGGAGCUUCUGUGGGACCUUGGGGCAGUUAGCAUGCUGCGCAACCUUAUCCACUCCAAGCACAAGAUGAUAGCCAUGGGCAGCGCUGCAGCCCUAAGGAACCUGCUCACCAAUCGACCCCUGAAAUAUAAGGAUGCUGCAGUCGUAUCUCCUGGCUCCUGCAUGCCCUCACUCUACAUGAGGAAACAGAAAGCUCUUGAGGCUGAGCUGGAUGCCAAACACCUAGCGGAGACUUUUGACACCCUUGAGAAACAGAGCCCCAAGCACUUGACCCUGAACAAGCCACUACGGCACAUUGAGAGUCUGGCGAAGGACUACGCGUCUGAUUCUGGUUGUUUUGAUGAUGAUGAGGCCCCCAAUGUCUCCAGUAGCCUGGACACUGGGAGCUUCUCUAUGCUGUCCAUGUUCCUUACCAACUCUAACUUUUUGCAAAAUCAGCCACGUAAGAGGGACAGUGAACCCGAAAGAGACACAGACCCACCUCAGAUGAUCGAGAAAAGACAUGCACCUACUGACGAUGUGGUAUCUGCUGCAGCAGAGAAGCUAGCAAAAAAGAUCACCAAUACGGUGGCCAAGAUCGACAGGUUAGUGGAGGACAUCACCAUGCACACGUCCUCGGAGGACAGUUUUAGUCUCAGUUCUGAGGACCACCUAGCGGACUGGCCUUAUGGAAUAGAUGAACUCAAUGAAGCCCGGGCAAAAUCUUGCUCCCCCUGCCGUCUCUCUGACACAAGUAGCUUGGCCCACAGAGAACGACUCAGUAGAGCUCAUGCCCUCUUGCGCCUCAAAACUGCCCAUACAAGUGUAUCAACAGACAGCCUAAACAGUGGAAGCACCAGUGAUGGCUACUGUGGCAGCAAAGACCAGCUGCGACCUGCUCCAACAGCUCUAAAAAUGCAACCACGACCCAACCAACUUGAUCUAAAGGUGGCUCAUCAAGAUUACGUUAGUUUAGGGCCUUGUGUCCCGAAUGAAACCAACCAGCAGGAUAUCCCUGAGAGAGAUUCUGUGGACAACAAAGAUGUGAAAGCUCUAGAGUCCAGCAGCACAGAUGCAGAAAAGAACCAGGAUCAGCCUGUACAAACACCUGUCAGUGCAUCCACUAAAGUGUCCUCUGAUGUCAGCAUGACUUCAAUUAAACUGUCUCCUUCUUAUCAACAGGUUCCACUCAUUCAGAGUGUGGCCAAAUUUGGUGUAGCGAAGACAGCCAUCAAUGUUCAGGCUGCUCAGGCAAUGAGGAGACAAGCAUGGGUACCUACUGUUAUGACUGGGGGGAGUAUUACAAAAUUUUCUCCAAUGACCACCAGAAGUCCAACUAUUGGGACAAUGGAGACAGUCCAGAAAUACUCAGUGGAGAACACCCCGAUUUGCUUCUCCCGCUGCAGUUCACUUUCCUCCCUCUCCUCUGGUGAUGGAGCUCUGGAUGGACAAAGUGAGAAUGAGCUGGAGAGUGACUCAUCAUUAGAAAUAAUUGAAGUGGAGGAUGAAGAAGUAGUGAACAGACCUGAAGAGGAUGAAACCUUGGAGGAUUUGACUGACAGCCAGCUGUUGAUGACAGACUCAAAAACCUUCCCCAGCAAAGAGACAGAUCCCAUCGAGAUCCCCUGUCCUGUCAAAAGGGAAAAGGUGUUCCUCAGAGGAGCUUCACCAGCUGUACUUGAAGACAGAUCUCCAUCCAGCUCAUCUGAAAACUACAUACAUGAGACACCUCUGGUAAUGAGUCGCUGUAGCUCAGUCAGUUCACUGGGCAGCUUUGAGUCGCCCUCUAUUGCAAGCUCAAUCCAAAGUGAUCCAUGCAGUGAAAUGAUUGAUGGAACAAUAAGCCCCAGUGAUCUCCCCGACAGCCCAGGGCAAACCAUGCCUCCUAGUCGAAGUAAAACUCCAUGCUGCGUUGAGCCAAAUGGACCCGAAACACAGGCAGCAGGAGUAGCAGGCCAGUGGGAAAAUAGCCUGCGAAAGUUCAUGGAUAUUGCAGACUCCAAGGAAAGGUUUAACCUUCCUCCUGACCUGGACACCAUGAUUUACUUCACUGUGGAAAAGCCCACCGAAAACUUCUCUUGUGCUUCAAGUUUAAGUGCUCUGCCUCUUCACGAACACUACAUACAGAAAGAUGUUGAGCUGAAACUGACGCCCCUACUCCAGCAAAAUGAUAAAAAUCUUCCUUUCCCUGAUGAAGAUGAGCAAGGACUUGACCAUGGUGAGAGAUAUAGUGAGGGCAAUUCAGAUGAUGACAUAGAAAUCUUAAAGGAGUGCAUCAACUCAGCAAUGCCCUCCAAGUUCAGAAAAGUAAGACCUUCCCUGAUGACCACAAUCCCUCCACAUAUUCUCAAUUCCCAGAUCCGAAAACCAAUACAUCUCCCAGUAUACAUGAUGCUCCCGAAUGGCAAAACCCAAAUGUGUCCCGGCAGGAGAAUUGUCAUUCCACAAAAGGACCUCAAAUUAGAUGAUUCAUCCUUCACUGAUUCUGCGGAAGGCACACCUGUCAACUUCUCCAGCACAACAUCAUUAAGUGAUGAAACUCUUCAGUAUCCAGUGAACGACAGGGGGGCUAAAGACUGCACAGCUAAAGGCAUGAACAAACAGGAAUUGCUUGACGAUGAGGCAAAGAGGAUCGAAGACUUGAGGAUAUUCUCACACUUCCACAAAUCCAACAGGGUGAACUACCCCCCUGAAAUACAAAUGAACCGAACUACCAAGCAUGUUGUUCCUACUCAGAGGGUGCUGAUGCAAAGCAAAGAGGUAGCCGAUAGGGUGGCAAGCCAAAGAAAUCGUGAUCAGUCUCCUAACCAACAAAAGAAGAGGCAAUCUCAAGGCUCUGUCAGGAAACUAGAUCUGCCUGUCAUAAAGCAAACCACUAGUAACCUUAAUGUGGGAUCACAAAAAGGAAACACAGUCUUUAGAAAAGUGACCCAUUCCUCAGGGGACAGUAUCCACUUCUACGAUAACGAAAAUGGAAAAGAGGAAGUCAUGAAGCAAACAAAUAGGAAGCAGAUCAGAGAAGCAAGUAGAAAUACUCUCUCACGGAGCAUGACAAAUAUUGGCAGGAUUGAUAAUUGCCAAGGAAAGUCAAAAGGGUUUCACAGGAUAAAACAGAAUCUGAUAAAGGAUGAAUCCCUGGGAUGUUACUCACUCAGCUCCUCUCUCAGUUCACUGAGUGAUGCUGAGUUUGAGGAUCAUAAAUCAAAAGCCCAGCAAAUAUGGUACAAAAACAGACACAACAAGACACUGAAUAUGGUCCAACAAACAAAGCCUAAGACCAUUCACAGUCAAUAUGAAGAGCCAAGCUCGCCAAGCUCUGUCAGCAUGGACUCAGAGGAUGACCUCCUUCAGAAAUGCAUAACAUCUGCCAUGCCCAAGCAGAGAAGGAAGCUUGCUGCCAGGAAGAAGAAAGCAGAAAAUACUCACAAACAAAAGGCCUCUGAUGAGUGGAACAUGGAUGAGGAAAUGGAUAGCGAUGAUACAGCAUGGGAUAAAGAUUCAGACCUCAACAGUGUUGAAUGGAGAGCCAUACAAGAAGGGGCUAAUUGUGUUGUCACUGGGCUGCAGGCAUCAAAGUCUCAAGAGCCAUCUUCUGAAGAGACUGAAUCAGUCCUUUCCUUCAUGUCAACGUCCAGCUUCACGCCCAAAGAGAGAAAAUUUGCAAAAGAUAAAAAGGCUAAUAAACCCCUAGACUUCGCUCAGCGCAAGCCAGUUCCAAACUUACCUGUGGUUUUCAGAGGCAGGACAGUGAUCUAUACACCAAAAAAAGAAACCGCUCCAUCGCAAAGACCUCCUCCCAGAAAAGUACCACCCAAGACAGAUGCUCCAAAGAAUCCAAACCUUGCUCAGCACAGAUCAAAGAGUCUUCACCGAUUAGGUCACCCACAAGACACUGAACUGUCUUUGCCAAAGAGGAGCUCUACUCCACCUCCAAGGAUACCAAAAAGUUCAUCCUCUGGAUCAUCGCAAACCUCUACACCAUCCAAACAGUCACAGAAGAAGAUAACAUCCCCAACUCAGACAAACAAAACCAUUCAGAAAAAGAGCGUUUCACCAACUAGUAGUCCACCAGCUAGUAGUCCCCAUGAAAGAAAGGGACGCUCUCCUGUUGUGAAUCAAAAUGAAAAAUCCCCACCACCUAAAACUCAGAAGUCACCUGUCCGAAUCCCUUUUAUGCAAAAUUCAGUCAAGGCUAGACCUCUCUCUCCUCUAGUGACAAACCAAGCGACCACCAAACAAACUAAUCAGGUGAAUGGGAAAAGAGUGUCACCUGCCAAUCGAUUUGAACUGGUCAGGAUGACUUCUGUCCAUUCAAGUGGUGGUGAGUCUGAUCGCACUGGGUUUUUGAGACAGCUGACUUUCAUUAAAGAAUCAAAGACUGUGCUGAGACGUGAUGGCUCUGCACGCAACAUGCCCGGAUCCCAGAAUGGAUCCCCCCGCAGAGCAGUUCCUGGAGCUUCAGCCGUCUUCCUCUGCUCAUCACGCUGUCAAGAACUGAAGGCAGCUGUGCAAACCCAAAGAAGGGUGCAAGUAAAAGAGUCAGGACAAGCACAGCAAGGCAAAAGGUCAGACCAUGGCCUUCAGAAGCAGACUACAACCCUCUCUAGAGCAACCUCCAGUGAAAGGGACGUAUCUACAAGGCGUCCAGGCAGGAGAACUAGCUCUGAAAGUCCCUGCAGGGUUGCUAAGCGAAAUGAUCCGGGCAGAGUAUCUGGAACCAGACAGCAACAAGACAAAGAUACCUUUAAGCGUCAUGCCUCGUCACCAAGCAUAAACCUACUGAGCCGAGUAACAAGCCGUUCUUCCCUCCGCUCUUCAUCAUCUGAUUCCAGUGGAAGAGCAAAGAGCGAGGACGAUACAAAGAAAAAGGGGCAGAAAUCUGCAUCACGACUACAUGACAGAGUCACUUGGAGGAGGAUCAGGGAUGAAGAUGUACCUCAGAUCUUGAAAAGUACUCUGCCAGCCAAUGCAUUACCUCUGGUGCCUUCUCCUGAUGGGGAAAAGCCAAAGCCACCAGCUCUUCCAGGUAAACUGCCAACCAUUCUACUAGCAUCUCGCAAGACAAGUGACGCAACAGUCCAGACAGAAGACUUUUCAAACAACAAGAUCAAUUCAAGCACCUCUCCGACGGUUGAAACAGAUCCGGUGAUCUCAGAGGAAGUGGCGAGACUAGCGCUACUCAGAAAGAUUAGCGCCACCUCUGGGAGUAACCUCCUGGAUGGAGACUCGGAUGGAUCCCUGAGGAGCCACAGCACGGUCUCCACAGGAACAUCAGACUGCCACGUGAGCGGAGUUGUCCAUUUCCGCCAAGGAUCUCCCAGCAAAGCCGCCCGAAUUACUCCAUUUAAUUACGUCCCAAGCCCCAUGGCCUGCUGCCUACAAGACGCACAGAGCCAAGGAGCCACAAUCAAUAAGAAGUCAGUGGGGAAAAGUGAGUCGUUGGACGUUUAGUGAACAGCAUGGAGGACUCCACUGCUUUCCUGUAUGACACUCAGCACUCAGGUGGACAGAAAAGGAGUGUGCUGGACCCUAUACCUCGGGUAUUGACCCUUUACUUUCCCAUUCACUGAAUUCCUGAAUUCACUGAAGUUUUUCUCUCUGAAAAAUUGAUCACAGCUUCCAUCUACCAUUCAUACAGGGUGGGAUGUAUGCAUUGAGACGGGUCUGCCAUGAACAGACCAUCAAUAACUUUUAGAGAUGCACUUCAGAGAAAAAUCUCAGAUGAAAUGGAAGUGCAUCUUUUUGUACUUUUUGUAUUUGUAGAGUAACCAUUGCCUGGUAGAAAUGUAGUGAAAGCAUAAAGCAAAAGACAAUUAACUUAAUUUCAGCACAUAAAUCACCAUCGGUCUCCUGGACAGAAUCGACAGAAGAAAAAUAUUAUGCAAACUUUUGAAGGACAACUUAGCUGGACUUCUACCUGAAAAGGUACAAACUCUGGCAGACUGUUGACAGACUUUCACAAAGAACACAAAUACACUGACAUGUAAUGUCUUUUUUUACAUACAGUACAUCAAAGCUUGGGGCCUCACCUCUCAACUAAAUAUGAAACACUGUUAGCCUUUCCUGUUAUGGAGCCUAGUGGGGUUGGGGUACAUUUUCGAUGAAACAUUUCUUCAAAUUAACGUAUUCCGUUUGUAUGUGUAGGUGCCUAGAUUACACUAUAUUCUUGGACUGAGAUAUGUGGAUAUACUUGUUAGCAGUCUGCACAAUACUGUGAUAUCCAGUGUUUAGUGUCACUAAAAGUUUUGCGAGAUACAAAUUAGAGAAAGAUGAUAACUUGCAGGUUUGGUUUGGGUAGAAUGUUUAAAGUCAAGGUAUUUAAUCUCACUGACAUAAAUAUCCUAAAAAUUAAAUAUUUCCAUGAAUCUGUCCUACUCAGUGAUUUGAACUGAAAGUGACAGUUGAAGUGACUUUAAUGGCCUAUACAAGCAGAAAUUUUAUGGGAUUGCUGUCUUGGUGUAAGUGAGAUGGCAGAUUUCCAAUAUAAAAUCUCCCACAGCAGAUAUCAUCAAUGUCACCCAGCAUUAUUUUUCUCAAAUAGUUAUUUUGAAGUUUUGUUUUAUCACAAAUAUUUCACCUCAACACCUGCUGGACUCCAGUUUCAUCACUGCUGCAGAAAAUAUUAUAGCAAAUACCAUAAUUUUCAAAACUGUCAGCUGAUUUGGAGUAACUUCUUGCUCUCCUGUACUCUUUGUCUUAAUCAGUAUUGUAAAUAACUUGCAGAUAUACAAAAUCUUCAAAGCUUCCUGGUGGGCAAAAGAAUCUCUGACAGCAUGCUAAUAUAUUCACUGACUUAACGUUGUGGAAGCGGGACGACAUUCAGUGAUAAAACUAGCCAUCUGUAUUCAAGUGCUGCAGUCACCUAUAAGUCUACAAACUGUCAGCGUAGAUGAACAAAGCCUCUGUUAAUCGAAUGUGAUGACGUUAUAUUUGCAUUCGCUACUAGAUUCAGACAGUUUGCUGUUUAGUAUUUCCUGUCAACAAAACAUGACUACUCGAUUGGAUGACGAUGGGCUCUGAAUGGAUGGACGUGUGUGCUUACAGCAGUUAUCCUCUGGAAGUCUUUACAACGUGUUCAUAUCUGCUUAACUGUGUAGCUGUAAAAGUAGUGAUAGGUCGAGAACAAGUUGAAUAUAAAGACGAUGCAUAUUCUCUGUAGUUGUACCAUCACUUCCAUGUGUUUUUCAGGGAUCAAAGACAGCAGACUGCUGGGUGGAAUGAACAUUAAUCUAAAUUAAGGGGCUGUUUAGUCAUAAAAACAAGGUUUUGCAUUAUAAUGUCACCCUAGUGUAUUUCCAAAGCAUGUUUUGACCUUAAGUCCCAAUGGCCCUUGUCAGAAAUGGAAGUGAUACACCAACAAAAUCUAAUAUCUUCUGAGUAUCACACUCACCCACAGCGUCUGGGACCAAAUGAGGGUCAAUGUGAUUUUGAGCUUGUGAAAAGAUGUUUUACAAAUAAUUUCAAAGUGUCUGCACAUCACAGUUUGUUUAAACUAAACGUGAGAAAUCCACAUUUGCCAAACUGUAGAAGAAAGUUGAGCCUGUGCACAAAUGACACAAAGACUCUGAGGAAAAACUGCUUUAGUGAACGUUUAACUACAGAAAACAGUUUGAAUACUGAAGUUAAACAUGAAAAUAUGUGGAAAUCUCUGCGCUAAUAUCAUUUAUGCACCGUUUUGUUUUUCCACAAACUGGUCUGUGCAGAAUAUCACAGUAGUUCAGCUCAUUCAGAUUUUGGUUUCACAUGAUGUGUAACCACAGAAUGUUUCUGUUAAUUUCACAAAAAAAAAAAUCUUAAAAUCUUUUGUCCCUCAAAUGAGCCCAGAACUCAAGGCUGGAAAGGUGGAUUCAUCAGCUUUCUAGUUGAGGGUUUGAUACUGAAAAGACAGACUUUGGAAGGAGAAUCACUUCAACAGCCCCUAAAAGCAAAAUCAGGAAGAAAAGAUGAACGUGUGUGAUUGAGACAUACAGGGCGUUUAUGGUUCCAUGUUUAAAAGCCAUCAGAAGGUCCUGGAAGUCUGCCAUCGCCAUCGGCGGCCUUGUUCACGUCUGGCUGUAGAUGAAACUUCCUGUCCAAACUAAUGCAGGUGGCUUUCAGAUGAUGCAGUAUUGUUUUGCAUUUAGCAUUUAAUCUUUCCAAUGCGCUAAAUAUUCUUGCUAAAAUUAAUCUAAACGUGCAUGUGACUGAAUUAUCAGGAAAUUAGAUCAGCUGUUAGAUGACUGUGGAGAGGAGGAAACCUUUUCCUAUGGACAUGAGUUAUUAUUAUCUGAUCAAUGGCAGCGAAGUCUCAGCCUUUUGAACGUGAACACGGCCACAGAGGCGUAUGGCGCCAUGUGAAAUAGGCAAGCGACGGAGGUGUGUCAUAAUAAUUGUUUUCAUCCAAUAAAAAGUGACGUGUUUCA